Penicillium vulpinum is the source of this 600-nucleotide messenger RNA. RefSeq lists its product as uncharacterized. Bases 1 to 600 code for a protein of 199 amino acids. The record is from RefSeq and is a predicted model, not a curated record. Lineage: Eukaryota; Fungi; Ascomycota; Eurotiomycetes; Eurotiales; Aspergillaceae. The transcript has a single exon.
AUGAAACCAUCUGUGUGGAUCAGCUUCGCUGUGUCUCUGAUCAGCCUGCGCCCAGUCGCUGCUCGGGAUGAUUUCCCCGGGAAUUAUCCUUCAAGCCCCCCACCGCUUGGCCCUACUGACUGGGAACGCACUCCGGUCUCGGUGUUCUCCAAAGUGCUUAACACGCAGCCGGAUCCCGACUAUAAUCUCCUGAAGGAGUUGGUCACCUAUGACUGCACCUACGUCUCGCUGACGUUCGACAAUCCCACUCUCCAUGGGAUCAUGCCCUGGUCGGGAACCCACUCCAACGUGGGUCCGCAGGCCUUCAUCGACAUCUUCACCCGAGUGGGCCUGUAUUGGGAUCGAGGCCCAUUUUCCAUUGAGUAUAUCUUUGGCGAUGGCGGAAAUGUGACCGCCUGGGGUUCUUUCACGGCGACCUCACGCACUUUGGGGAAGACAGUUAUUUCGCCCUGGGCUGCACGGGCGGAGGUGAAUUCGGACAACAAAAUCUUCAAUUUCCAAUGGAUGGAGGAUACCUUUACCACCGCUUCAUCCUUUGGGUCGGACAAUAGCACCAAGGUGUUUUAUUCCAAUCCAGAGGGCGGUAUCGCCAAGGCCUAA